Messenger RNA from Frieseomelitta varia, 4952 nucleotides. RefSeq names its product neural cell adhesion molecule 1-like. The record is from RefSeq and is a predicted model, not a curated record. Gene Ontology annotation, molecular function: protein binding. Lineage: Eukaryota; Metazoa; Arthropoda; Insecta; Hymenoptera; Apidae. The transcript has 14 exons. The coding region runs from base 910 to 3669 and encodes 919 amino acids.
CCGGCAGUGGAGGGGAUAGCUGGAGUAGUGGUGGCAGGCAGAGCGACAGUGGCGACGCUAACGUCGGCCGUGGCAGCUUAGCGUAGCGGUGUGCACCGCACGGCCCGGUGGUGCUGCUGAUACAGUGUGGAACAGCGAAAUCUCGCCGAGUGCGAGUGGCGCGCAUUACGUCGUUCCCGGUCCACGGUCGAAAUCGUUUCCCGAUCGAACGUGUAUUUUCCUCGUGCCCUUCGUACGCACGCACGCACGCACGCACGUAGACGCGAGGCGUUUGUCAUCGUGAGUCAAAGUUUGAAAUUCGUGAGUCAAGCGUAAGGGAGAAUUUACAGAGAGGAGAGGAAGCAGUGCAAGGAGGGAAGAGAGAGAGAGAGAGAGAGAGAGACAAGUGCCGGACAAUCGCGUGCGACCGUAACACCGUGAGUGAGUGAUGUUGCUUUCGUCUCGACAGUGAUCGCGCGUGUUCGCCGCCGAUUGCGUGGCUCGUCACGAAAACCUCUACCUCUCAGUCUGUUUCACAUCCGUCGUAGUUACGGGGCAGUGAUUUCUGUUCGCUUUUUUUUUUUUCUUUCUUUUCCCUCCCCCUUCGUUUGAAGUGUGCUCUCUCGGUCGGUAUUAACGUCGUCGCGUUUUCCGCGUUUCGAUUGCGAUCUAUCGGUCGGUAGUGCGGAUAACUCGAUGAUCGACUUAUCGAGCUACGUUAAGGAUGAUGUGGCAUGAGCAGUGUGCGAGAGACACGCAGGAUACGGGAAUGCAGUUGCCGUGAAGGCGAGCCAAGGGUGCCGCGAAGGAUCUCUGCUGCCCCGGCGGAAAACCGUAUUCCACGCACGGUGUUGGUGAAAUUGGUGGAUGAUGCUGCUUGACAAUCAGUUGCUAUGAUCGAGCCGCGGAUAGUUCACGUGGAACACGAUCAUGAUUUACCUUAGGCUGCACGUCGGGAGGAGUCUACGGUGCAACACGAAUGCGAGAUACUGGAACGUGUUCAUCGUGCCGCUCUUCCCACUCUGGAUUAUCGGCGCAUUUUGCGUGAAGGACAUCCCGAUAUCGCACAUCGUGGCACUGGUCGGGGAUCCGACGUACCUUCCCUGCGACAUAUCAACCACCCACGAAGGGGAUUCGGUGCACCUGGUGCUGUGGUACCGCGAGGACCUCGGUACAUCGGUUUACAGCGUUGAUGCGAGGGAUCGGGAUUUUGGUAUCGCCGAACGAUGGUCGGACGACACGGUCUUCUCGAAUCGGGCGUACUUCAUGCCGGACAAGAAACCGGCCGAACUCGGCGUCGACCACAUAAGGGAAGAGGACGCCGGCAUUUACAGGUGUCGCGUCGACUUCCAGAUCGGCCAGACGCGAAACUCCAAAGUCAAUUUAACGGUGAUAGUUCCGCCGCACAAAAUCGUGAUCGUCGACGACUCCAAUAUCGCACGGCACUCCAUGGUGGGCCCGUACGUGGAAAACGAAACUCUGCGGCUCUACUGCGACGUGUACGGCGGUAAGCCAGCGCCGACGGUGUCCUGGCACCGCGACGACAAGCUCGUCAGCAACAAAACCGUAACCGUGAGGAACGGCGUGACGCGCAACGAGCUCGUUAUAAAAAAUUUAGGACGGAACGACGUCCGCUCGAUGCUAACCUGCAACGCAACGAAUAACAAUAGGUCCAUCCCGCUCUCCUCCACCGUUUACGUCGACAUGAAUUUCCCGCCGCUGGAAGUGAAGAUAAUCGGGUCGAACCAGCCGUUGUCGGCCGGCAAGAGGUACGAGCUGAUGUGCACCACUUCCGGCUCCAGGCCGCCGGCCAGCGUUACCUGGUGGAGGAACGAUCAGCAUUUGCUCGAGACGAAAGAGACGACAUCGAGCGACGGGAACACGACCACCAGCAUCUUAUCUUUCAUGGCGACCAAAGCAGAUGCUGGUAGACAAUUGUCGUGCCGGGCUGAAAAUCGAAUCAUGGGAACCGAGUCGAUAAAGGACGACUGGGUGCUCGAAAUACAGUACACGCCGGAAACCCGGAUACAGCUGGGCACCUCGUUGAACCCGAACGCGAUCCGCGAGGGAACCGACGUCUACUUCGAUUGUCUGAUCCACGCCGAGCCGCCCGUUUACAAGGUUGAAUGGCGACACUUGGGAAAAACUCUUCAUCUCAACAUCACGCAGGGCAUCAUAAUCAGUAAUCAAAGCCUGGUGUUGCAAGGCGUCGACCGUAAAAGCGCAGGCAAUUACACCUGCGUCGGAUACAACACGGAAGGAGACGGGGAAAGCUCUCCGUUUUAUUUGAACGUAAUGUUCGCGCCCACCUGCAAGCCGAAUCAGACGAAGGUUCACGGGGUGGCGAAACAAGAAAAGGCAAACAUAUCUUGCCAAGUGGACGCGAACCCGCCGGAGGUUCAAUUCCGUUGGACGUUCAACAAUUCCGCCGAGAGCAUCGACGUUGCCGCCAGUCAUAUCGCCAGGUCCGGCACAUCUUCCAUCGUCUCGUACACGCCCAUGACCGAAUUGGAUUAUGGCACGUUGCUCUGCUGGGCCACCAACCGAAUUGGACAUCAACAAGUGCCCUGCGUCUAUCACAUCAUACCGGCCGGUCGGCCAGAUAUGGUUCACAAUUGCACCACCUCGAACACGUCGACGAACUCGUUCUCGGUGCGAUGCGCGGAGGGGUUCAACGGAGGCCUGCCGCAGUCCUUCCUUCUGGAAGUAAGAGAGAGCAACACCCAGGAAUUGCGUGCUAAUCUGACAUCGCCGGUGCCGCGUUUCAGUGUUACUCACCUGGAAUCAGGCGUCCUUUACCAGGCCUGCAUAUACGCGUACAACGAUAAGGGCCGCAGUGAAGCGAUGGUAGUUCAGGCUGGAACCCUCAGGCAACCUGAAAAACAAUUAACGUCCGAGUCAGAGAGACCAAGGCAGAACAUGAGACUAAUGCCGAUGCUGAGCGUGAUGAUCGGUGUGGUGACCGCUUUAAUCAUCGUCGCGGUGAUAGUGAUGGUCGUGCUCAGAAUUCAGCACACGCAGGUGGACGAGCAGAGCAAGUCUCAGAUGGAGGAUCAUGGCAAACAAACGAAAACGAUUCCUAUCCAACGGGAGCUGAGGUUUCGCGAGGGAAGCAGUCUGCUCACGGAUGAAAAACAUCCUAGCAGUCCGUUCAGGAAGCUCGAGAGUAGCGGUGACAUAAGCGAAAACGAUGAGAAGAAUCCGGACAUCAUACCUCAGCAAAUCACAGGCGACGAGCCAUCGGAGUACCUGAGAAAGAGACGGCUCGUGUCGACGAUCGAAACGUCGCCGUCGAGAAGUUUGCUGGAGCACUCGACGGUUACUUCCGUCAGCGGCCACGGUAGUUACGUAGGCUACUGUACUAUUCGUAACGGCAUGCCGUUACAUGAAUUCUCAAAUCUGACGAAACAUAAAAGCUUUCAGCCGAUAGUGGGCGACGACUAUCAAAGCGGCGUUUGCACUUUGCCGAGGCAACACUGGCCAAGCCAAAGCGUUCAAUCAAUGUCGAUGACGAUGAGCCCACCGAUGCUCUACACUGGCCUUGGUGUCGUCAGCAGGACUUGUCCAAGCGGCGCCUUGUUAACCAAGGACGUGGAGGCGAGGAUCCCGGCGCAGUGUUGCAUCCAGUCGCAGAAAGACGGCAAGAUUAGCACACCGAUCGUGAUGGCCAAACGGGAGAGCUCCGUGUGACACUUUUGUCGCUCGCAGACCAGUCACGUGUGAACAAACAUCGUUCGGCGUGUUGUUUCUCGAGCCGCGUAUCAGUCGCUGAAUGGUUUCUGAUAGGAGGUACAGGAGGUCAGGUGACGACUGAACCAUCGUUGGGAAUGUAUGGAUGGAUAACAAAAGUCGUUUCGUGUCGAACGUGUUCUUUGUUGUAGUAAUUGAUAAAACUGCUGUUGCAUGAAGUUCAGAUGGACUGCCCGAUGAUCCUUUGGUUUGGAUUUUCCAUUGCGUCGGACGAAUCAUUUGACGAGUCUGGCCAUUAUUGAUCUUUUCCCUUCUACUAUCCGUGUACUGUAAACAAAGGAAUCCCGUAUAAAUAAUUGAUGGAGGAAGAUGCAGCCAAAUGACGGAGAGAACUGCGACGUUGAUAAUAUAAUAAUAAUAAUGAAAAAAAAACUACUAUCUAAUAUAACGGAGUACUUAACAAAGAUCGUUAAUUUUGGAGAGACAUAUAGAUCGGAUAAUAAAUUACGGUAACUUCCCUCGACGGUUAAUGAGUAAGAAGUACGGUCGUUUUAUUCGAUGUUUUAUCGAUCGCUUAAAAGAAACGGACCCUGUACAUUCCUCGAUCGAGCGUCGUUCGUUGGUUCGAGAGAGAUUCGACAGUCGCGUGUUACGGGAACGAUGCGAGCGAAAAACGAGAAGCUGAUACGUACAGAGCCGCACGCAAAUCGAAAACGAGGCCGGUUGUAUUUCGAACGAAUUUAUUUCCUCCCCGUCGCGAUAGCAUCGCGUUUACGUCUCUCUGUUCGAUCAAGUGCCCUUUUUACAUUGAACGGACGAUUCUCGAGCCAUCGUGUGUGAAUAUAUUUAAACAAGAGAGAGAGAGAGAGAGAGAGAGAGAGAGAGAGAAGAAAAACAGAGUUAAAAAAAAAAGAAGAAAAAAGAAAAAUAAGAGAGAUUACCGUACGUUGUAAAAGGCGUGCGUGUACAACCGGGAACGAAUUAUUGAUAGGGAAUAUACUUAUACAUAUGCACGAGUUUCGCGCGUGCUGUACAUAUACCUUGAAUACGGAGGAUAUUUUAUACAGAUUGCUAUAGUAUAAAGAUGAAACAAACAAAAAAAUAAAUAUGAGAGAGCGAGAAUGAGAGAGAGAGAGUGAAAGAGAACGAUUUAUUCCCACUUUAACUUAUGAUUUACCAAAAAAAAAGGGGGGGAGAAGAGAGAAAAACAAGGGAGAAGAAAAAUACACAUUGUACAAUUCGUUUAGUCGUUGUAAGUAUAAAUAAUGUAUAUGCGUAAUAAA